This is a messenger RNA of Penicilliopsis zonata CBS 506.65, 817 nucleotides long. RefSeq lists its product as hypothetical. The record is from RefSeq and is a predicted model, not a curated record. The transcript has a single exon. Lineage: Eukaryota; Fungi; Ascomycota; Eurotiomycetes; Eurotiales; Aspergillaceae. The coding region runs from base 268 to 744 and encodes 158 amino acids.
GGUAAGUACUCCGUACCCCGUCGUACUCCGGAACAACUACUAACUACUCAACUAUUCAGUACUAGUAACUACUAACUACUGUCUUCAUCUUGACAAUCUCGCAGUUUCUAGAAGGUGGCUGUCGAAUUUCUCUCCGAAUCCACUCCGCGCAGACCCGUGACUUCCUACCGGUCCACCGUCCAUCGAACCACCGGCCGAAACAGUCGAGUGACGCUUCAGUCGCGUCGGGUCUCUUCUAACGGAAUACUUCUGUCAGACCGAAUACCUAUGUACCUACGCGAAUUGUCGACUCGUUUGAAUUCAAGUAAAUGUCCACUCGUCUGCGGCACGGCCCUAUCUGGUAACCAGAGUUUUCCUGCCUAUGUGGAGCGAGACAUUAUAUACCGCUUUUUCUCAUUGCUCGAAAACAUUCGGUGGAGUGAAUUCCACGCCUCUUUUUUUUUUUCGCUUUCGAAGCUUUACCUAACUAUACUCCGUACGUUCCAGUUACUAGGUAACUACGUACCGGUCUGUCUUUUUAUGCUCCGCUGUGGAUUCGUAUUGAAGGUUUUUGACAGCCUGCAGCUUUCUCUAGGAAUUGGGUUGGCGCCGAGUAAGCUGCUGCUAUUGUCAAAGAGACUGGUCAUGGCUAUCCGCAGGAAUCCUCCGUUAGUAUGUUUACCUGUACUACGGUUUAAAGCAAGGAACUGCAUCGGUACUUGCUUACUUGGCUGGACUCUGCAGAAACGUCGGGUGUAUCAGUGAGACAUCACUUGGGGCGUCAGCGGCAAGGGUACCGAUCUGAAACCAUGCACCCCUCAGAAUAGAAGUAACCGGA